AUGUCCGCGCCGCCGCCUGAGGGAGGACCGGGCCGUCCGCGACGAGUCUCGUCGGCCGCAGCGACCGUCGACCCCGUCAUGCGCAACGCGCUGCGAUACACCGUCUCGCCGCGCGAGUACGCCGCGCUGCACAAGUACAUCAUCGCCCGGUCGCGGACGCUGCGCCGCAACGCGCCGACGCCCGCCGCCGUCGAGAAGAGCCUGGCCACGACGCCCGCCACGGCCGCGAGCGACUACAACGCAAAGGCCGUCCGGCACGCCCUGCGCGUCUUUGUGGCGUCCUGGGUCGGCAUGAAGGGCUACGAGUUUGUCGCCAAGAAGCUGUCCAAAGACGGAAGCGCCCCCGCAAAGAAGCAACCAUUCUACAAGUCGCCCGCCCUGCGGCUCUCCCUCUCCCUCUCGAGCAUCCUCUUCCUCUACCGGCUGCUCUUCCGCUUCCUCACACGCCUCCGCGCGCACCUGCUGGAGCCCUCGGUCGAGCCGUUCCGGCGGCGCAACCCGCGCACCGCCGCGGCCCUCACGUCGCCGUACGCCCCCGCUGUCGGCGCCUCCUUCGCCGGCCUGGCCUUUGGCAUCUACCCGUCGCCGCCCGCCCGCGCCGGCGUCGCGCUCUGGCUGCUCUUCAAGGCGCUCGAGUACGGCUGGGACCUGGCCGAGGGCGAGGGGCUCGUCUGGGGCACCACCAAGCAGGGCCGCCCCCGCGAGCGGCCCUGGUGGUUUGGCAGCUGGCUGCUCCAGCCCCUCGCCUUUGGCCAGCUGCUCCACGCCGCCGUCUUCGACAAGGACUGCUUCCCGGAGAGCUAUGGCAAGUUCAUCUGGGGCAACUCGCCCGUGUACCUGCACGGCCGCCCGGAGGGCUACCCGGCGGGCCUCAAGUGGCCGAGCAGGGAAGAUGUCGUUACCAGCCUGUCCGAGAUGGCACGACUAAACUGGCCGGCCUUCAUCUCGCCGACCAUGUUCCCCAACAAGAAGAACAUUCUCCCGCCCACAGUCACGGCCGUGUCGCCGCUGACCUCGCAAGCGCACCCGCUCAUCACUUCGCUCUCCUGCGCCGCCCUGCACCCGACCGACCCGUCGUGCACGCGCACCUACCUCACCUUUUGGCUGCGGUCCUUCCCGCCCGUCGCCCGCUUCUUCGUGCUCUUCUACUCGGCCGUGACCGUCGUGCCCGGCUUCCGGCGCUUCUACCACGACCCCAUCGCCGGCCUGCAGCGCAUCCUCGCCCGCUCCGCGCGCAUGACUGCCUUCGUCACCGGCUCCCUGUCCACAGCCUGGGCUUCCAUCUGCUUCUUCCAGACCUACCUGCCGCGGCACCUGCUCGCGACGCAGCGCUUCUUCCUCGGCGGCUUCGCGGCCGGUCUGUGGGCGUGGAUCGAGCGCCGCGGCGGUCGCAUGGCGUUCCUGUACAGCGCCCGCGCGAGCGUCAACUCGCUCUGGAAGGUGGGCGUGAAGCGGAGAUGGUGGCGCGCGGCCAAGGGCGGCGACCUCUGGGUGUUUGUGCUGGCGCUGAUGAUUACGGGUGUCGUGUACGAGCGCGACGCGAAGGCGAUCCAGCAGAACUCGUUCCGAAAGGGCGUCAGCUGGGUCCGCGGCGAGGGCUGGCGGGACUGGGCCAUCGAGGAGGAUGAGGAGGAGGACGAGACCAAGGAGAAGGAGGAGUAA
Molecule: messenger RNA, 1662 nt
Organism: Cordyceps fumosorosea ARSEF 2679
Lineage: Eukaryota; Fungi; Ascomycota; Sordariomycetes; Hypocreales; Cordycipitaceae
Exons: 3
Coding region: 1-1662 (553 amino acids)
Source: RefSeq, a predicted model, not a curated record